This is a messenger RNA of Porites lobata, 9088 nucleotides long. The record is from the annotation of a GenBank genome assembly. NCBI's taxonomy places the organism in Eukaryota, Metazoa, Cnidaria, Anthozoa, Scleractinia, Poritidae.
AUGGCGGGCAACAGGACAGCAGAACAGAAGUUUCUUGCUCCAGCUUAUUUUCAGGUCUUGCGUCCUAAAAUCUCUCCAAAGAAAGAUGAAUCAGCUUCUAAAAAGCUUCUUCCCCCGACUGAAUAUAACCUGGUGAGAGAAAAAGAUGCAUUGAGUGCGGGAACUGUAGCUGAAAUAAACAAAUUACAGAAUGAAAACGAUCAACUGAAAUUGCAACUUGACAAGUCAAAAGAAAGGGAAUUACGCCUUGAGGCGGAGAUUCGACAGAAAGGACUCUUGUUACAGAAGGAACGAGUCGAUGACGCUCUGGAUUUUAAAAGAAUGGCUGAGCUGCAAGAGGAAAAUCUGUCAGUGCAAUCGGAGGUAAGAAAGCUCGGUAAUUUAAAUGCAAAGCUGAAAACAGAUCUCAAGGAGAUGAAAUCUAACUUUGAAACAGACUUGGAAAGGAACGAAACAGAGCUUGAUAAAGCAAAUUCGUUGAUCAAGGAGCUCAAAUCUGAAUUGAGGCAAAAAGAGGAAAUAUUCGAGCACGAACUGGAAAGUUUAGAGAAACGCUCCAGAAAGCAAGUGGCAGUGAUAAAACAUUUAAAAGCUGAAGUCAAAAAUGCUGAAGAGCAAGUCAAGAUAGAUAGAAAGGGAUUCGAAGACGUGAUAAGUAAAAAUGAGUUUGACAAGUAUGAGCAAGUUAAAGCAUUGGAGAAAAGACUCAGUACAUGUGAACUAAAGCACUCCCAAGAAUUACAGGAACUGAGAGAUGAAAUUUCAAGAAGACAACAGAUUCACCUUGAGGUGUCAAAUGAAUUGACUGUAACAGGCAAUGAACUGAAGACCGUGAAAGAUGAAUUGAAAGCAAAAGAACAAGAACAUACAACAGUGAUCAGUGAAUAUCAAGAAAAGCUUCAAAACAGUAAGCUGGAAUUUGAUAAAACUCUUGAAGAACUUAACUGUAAAAUUGAAGAACUGAGGAUUUUAAAUAUCAAAGAAGUUGAAAAUGUAACAGGUAAGACGGUUAGACAGUUACAGUUGUAAUCAUUAUUUAUUUUGGUCUCACCCUGGAGUGAGUUUGGCACCCUUCAAAUAAUUUUAUGAACAUUACUCUACUCCUCAAAUUUCAAAAUAUGCAAUCUGUGUAUACAGUGUAUUAGACCCACCAACAAAUGGCAAUGAAGAACAAGAGAAAAGUUGUGUGUUAGAUCUUAGUCUUAGUCCUGUGGGACGGAGGGUGGGGGGGGAGGGGGUGCUUAGUGGGACUACAGGCUUCUAUAUGCAAAAAUGAAGAUCAUGAAUUCUCUCUUUACUUGUUUAUGAACAAAGUGAGAAAAAUUUUAAAAACCACUUUAUUGUACAUGUAAAUAUAAGUUUUCUAAUUGUUGUGUUCUACAAUGUAAUGUUUUCAGAAUAUUAAAAAAAUUGUUAUCUUCCUAACCCUGUAAGAGAAAUUUUAAUAAUGUAUAUGUCACAGGUCAAAUUUAAAUUCAGGUUAAAAUUUUUUAACCUAGGUUGAUUCUCAAUUUUCUUUGUCUCCUAGCCAUAAUUAUGUAUGAAUCCCCUUGCUAGAAGACAAAGGAAAUUGAAAAUCAACCUGGGUUAAAAAAUUUUAAUUUGGGCCCAGUUGUUUGAAGGCUGAUUAGUGCUUAACUCAAGGUCAAAUUAAACCUGGGUUUCUUUUUCUUGUGUUCAAAAGCAUUUUCUUGGAUAAUUUUCUGUGCUAUUUUUAGAGCUUCCAAUCAUCAACUUGUAGACAAAAAGAAUUAAAACUGAAAUGCUUUUUAAGCCUUCAAAUCUGAAUUCAAGUCUCGUACUAACCCUGGGUUAUUUUAACCCAGCUUUUAACAACUCGGCCCUCCUAAAAGAAAAUUUUAAAUCAAGAAAUAGCUGCUUAAGUCUUCAAAACAUGGACUGGGGAAGGAAACUGUAUAUUGUCUUGGUUGAAUGUAUUUCUUAAUAUGUCUUUAAAGCAAAGCUUGUAAAGAAAGAUGAAGAAUUGAAAUCUCAGACAUCCACAGUAGAUCAGCUGAGGGCAUACAUAGGAGAGAACCUUCCAAAUGUACAGAUUGAAAAUCUACAAAAAGAGAUUGAAGAGGCAAGAGAACACAUGGCAAACCUACUCCAGGAAAAUGAACGUCUAAGGUCCACUGUUGAACUUCUGAAUGUGAGGCUCUCAUCAAUGAAUGAAAUCCUGUUGAUUCAGGAGUCUGAACUGUUAAAAUUUCAAAGUAAAUUUGUGAGAGAUCCUGGAGAUCAAGAAGAUAGCUUGCUCACAAAAUGGCGAGAGAAGGUGUUUGCAUUAUUGGUUCAGUUGAAAUCUCAGCAGAUUUUGCAUGAGAAAGAAGAAAGAAGUGGACAUGCACAGGUAGGCAUCUCUGGGUUUUUAAAUAGAAUUUAUUCUGAAGGUUUUGUAGAAUCCAUGGUUUGUAGACAGUAGGAUCAUGGAAUGUGAAGGAUGUUUGUGUUCUAUAGAAUUAUCUAAGCAAUGUGAUGUGGUAUUGAUAGCUGGACAUUGGCCAAGUUGUCAAGUUCUUUUUUGCAUUUUGGUUGAAAGAGAUGGAGUCAAAGUCGAUAGAAAUGUGCACAAAAGUAAAGCAAGGCCCAUUUCCAGCUAUCUUGGUCAAUAAAUGAUUUGUUAUGAUAUUAUUGGCCAAGAGAAAAAAGGUUUUCUUCUUAAAAGAAAGUGAAUACCCGAGAGGUGCCGUGCUCUAGAACUUUUUUUCCGAUCAUUUUAUUAACUCUUGUAAUUUUAAACAGUUUUCCUGUAAAGUGAAAAGGGAUCCGAUAUUUAAGGAGCUCAAUUUCAACAGUCUAUGGGUCCAGUCGGUACCCAAGAGAUUAUAUAAUUUUUAAAUUUAAACUUUUUAAUCAGUGAAUUUUCAUGUAAUUACAAAAUCUUAAAUUUUAAUCGUUAUUUUUAAUGUUUAAAGUACAUUUUUUAGCUUUUUAAUUUUUAUAUAAACAGUAGUUAGAUAAGAAUGAUUAUAUAUAUAAUUUUUUUUAGUAUACAUGACCUCUCAAGCAAUUUACUGCUUUUAUUCUGAUCGUGUUUAAAUAAAGGAUAUUCAUUCAUUCAUUCAUUCAAUCAUUCAAUCAUUCAGGCACCCUUUCAGGUAGCUAAUCUGAACACAGGAUUUGCUUCCUCUUGAUAGCAUAAUAAAAGGGGUUAUACCGCCAUUUAUGGCUUCUACAAGAUCUACAAUGUACAGGAGGCUGCUGUGAGCCUUUUCUGAUUAAUUUUUAUACCCUUUGCAGCUUGAUCACAAUAAGAUAUAAAUCUCCUAGACAAACUGCCACGCAAUUGUCUCAAGACUCUCACAUGUUGUUGAAAACCAAAAAUUUUCUAUUGUCAUAUACAUGCACUGCUUAGAAAAGAUCUGUAAAAAAUUACAAUGUAAUUAUUGUUAAUCCCAGUGGUAAUCUUGUACAAGCUCACAAGAAAUUGCAAAAGAGAAUAAUUAAAUAUGAUUUUCCCUACACUACCCAGAAAGAUGCAGACAAAAGUAGAUACAGGGACCUGUAGGUCAGCAAGGACCUUAAAGCCAGUUUAUUGCAAAAUGACCACAAGAUUAUUACGGACCACACCUAACAAACCCCCUAUGAUGAAAAACAAACUUCUAAAGGAAAAGAAACUAAGUAUGGCACCACCACAAUUCUUCCUAGCCGACCCAGUCCUCUGGUCCAGGCCGGCAAAAUAGCUAUUUCUGUCCAUUCCAUUAUUUUGCACUGUCAGAAAUACCAUCUUUUGUUGUAAUGCUCUUCUGAUUGCUAUUUACAGGUAAAGCAUUUGAUGAGAGAGCUCGAGGAAUGCGAGAAAGAGGCAGCCAUGUUAACUCAUGCUUUGACUGACAAGAAAGCUGAACAUCAGAUUGAAGUAAACAGAAACCUUGCUUUGGAAGAACAACUUGAGAAAAGUCAACAAAAUGAGAAAAAGUUGGAGUCUUUGGUUGUAGACUUUCAAUCAUCAAUUGCUGGACUAAAUGUAGUUGCUCAAAGAAUGGAAUCCUUUGUGGGACAUGUUGGCACUCAGAUGGAGAAUGCUUUCAGAAAACUUGCAGUGCUCUCUCAGCGCAUUAAUUUUGCAUCUGGGCGAGUACAGUUUCUUCAAGGUUUGUGUACAGUGGAAAAAUUGAAAUCAAUUUGUUACUCCUGUACUUCAGACUGGACUCUGAACCUUUUUUGUCACAUCAGAAGUACAAUUAUGAUUAUGAACUUAUUUUCUUACAUACGCUGUUAAUUAACCUUGUUUGUUAGGUUUACUAACACACCGAGAGGCACAACUGAGAAAUGAACUGUCUGAGGCAUUACUGAUUAGUAAAGAUGAUAACAGUCCACAGUCUGUGCUUGCUGGUAAGUAAAAUAACAUAGAAACUGUUGCAGAUCACUGAUUCAGUUUUAAGAAAUGUUAAUGGUGAUCUGGGUUACAUACCAUUUAUUUUAAUACACAGGGAAACUGGAAUUUCCAGUAAGAUAAUAAAAAGUUUGCAUUGACCAUUCUGUGUGGAGGGCUUCAGAACAUAUGAGCUGUCAUGUGAGGCAAUGCAAUAUUUCAAUACUCUCUUAAGUCUGUGCGGCUGAUUUGGAUAAUACUUUCUUGUGGGUCACUCUCCUGCAGUAAGGGCAAUUUUGUUGCCUUUAAGAAUCUUCAAUGGGUGUCUUGUGCUAAGUGAUUUUCUUUUGUUUACCCACUUCUUCAGCACUGUCGGAAAUUUUACACAAACGUGACAGCUGAAAGAAGGUUGUGUCAUUGGUACAGCAAAACCUCGAUUUAACAAACCUUAAUGAAGUCCUUGGUAUACAAACAAUAUUCCUAGCUGCUGUAAUGGUAAAAUAAUGUGAGAAAAGAACCAUGAUAUAAUGAGCCUGCUUAAUUAUAGUGAACAUAUUUUGUCAGUGAGUCCCUUGGCCCUUUGUAAUAUUGAGAUUCCACUGUAAAUAAAAUGGCCUUACAUUUUAAAAUUUACCUACUCACUUUAAUGGCAAAACUGAACAACACAUGAUCUGGUUGCCAACCAAAAUAAACUCUAACCACCAACACUCUCAAUAAACUUUGAUUACUACUAGCUGUUGAUUAUAGCAUUUAUGUAUGCACUCAUUCCAACUUUACAUUUUACUUGUCUUUAAUUUUCCGCAGAAAAUGAUGUGAUUGAACCAGAACAAGAACUCUCAGAUUAUCAACAGCUUGCUUCAGAAGUCAAACAACUUACAGCAGAAAGAGACUACCUGUUAGCACAAGCAAGGAAAGAAUCUGAGAGUUUAGAAAGAAAAGAGACAGUAAUUAAAGCACAGUUUGAGGAGCAACUUCAAGAACUCGCUAAUAAAAUAUCACAGGUAAUACUAGUCUUGUUUCAAGUCAGAGACAUAAUAUUAAACCCUAUUACAUUACAUUAUGCAACUCAUGUAUAUCUGUUGUGCAUUGAAUAAUUUUUCCUUGGUUCAAAUUUUUUCCUUUGUUUUGGGGUGUGGUAAUUAAAUGAAUUAUGAUAAUCGGUUUUUCACCAAAGGAAAAUAAAGUUGAACAAAGGAUAAAACUGAAUCAAACAUUAAUUUUAUUAUCCACCAAGCAAUAUUUUUCUUAUGUAUUAAGGCUUGUAAUCUUAUGAUAAAAUAUCUCAUGUUUUUCUUGGACAAAGAGGCGAAGUAUCGGUGUUGCGCUUCAUAACAGGAUUGAUUGAUCUUAUUCCAAUAUUAAUAAUUUCCCAGAAAAAAGAUUAUUGAAAGAUUGAAUUAAGUGUUUGGUUCAUGGAUCUGAGCUGCAGUGAUUUUGCUAAGUCGGUUCCUCUGUUAUUGGUUUUGUCCUGGGACUGGUCACUUUUGGGAAAUUUUCUUGGCUCAACACAGUUUAGAGGAAAGUUUCUUGCCUAAGAGGGCUAAGAUAAUGAUGUUGUGGAAAAGUCGUAGAACAUGAAAUAAAUAAACAUUAUGACAGCGGUCAGUACAAAAUUCAGACUGGGUAGAAUAUGCAGACUAGGUACAAAAUGCAGAAAGUAGACUGCAGACUAAGAAAAAAACGCAGACUGAGAAGAAAAAUAGUUUUCUUUUUUUCUCACCAAUAUAAUAACUUACAUAUUGUCACGCAAUUGCUGUUCCAUGGUCAUCUUCCAUGGAAAUUCAGGAAACAUGUUUUUGUUCUUGAAAUGGGCCAAAAACAUUAUAUAAUUAUGUACAAAAGUGGCAGGUUGAAAUCCCAAUAUUGUUGCAAGUUUUGAAGUGGUUACGGCUGUGUUUUCAUCUGAGCGCAUGAUGUUACGAUGGCUAAAAAUAGGCGACGGGAAACACAUGACGCCUGCACUUAGUUGUAUUGGAGGUUUUAUGUCCUUCAGAGCUUCGCCCUAAGAGGUCCUUUAAGGGAUUUUCCCUUGCAAUAUAUGAGGGGAGGCUCCUUAAAGAUUGUUAAUUUGCAGUCAUUGCCUCGAUUGCAUUACUUGCAAUGACAUCAGGAUUUCAACCUGCUACUUUUGAAUAUAUAAAAUAGUUAUGGCCCAUUUCAAAAACAAAAAAUGUUUCCAGAAUUUCCGUGGAAGAUGACCAUGGGACAGUGAUUGUGUGACAAUACAAAAGUUAUUAAAUUGGCGAGAAAAAAAAGAAAACUGUUUUCUUAGUCUGCAGUCUGCUUUUUGUACUGACUGAUUAUGAUAGAUGUAUUAAUGUUUCAUAUAAUACUAUGUCGACAACUUUCUUGCAGUUGGAUUUAUUGUUGAAAGAUGAGAGAGAAAGAAGUGCAAUCCUCAACGAAAAGCUACAAACUGCUGAAGCUGAGUUGUCAGAGAGACUGGAGUCUAUAGAGGCACUUAAAUUAGAAAUGGCAAAACACAAAGAUGUGGCUGAUAAAAGUAAGACCUUACAUGUUUCCAUUACAUUUUCAACAUAGAAAGUUUUUGGAAAAUUAUUCCUUUUUAAUUCUGAGUGCUCAAUAAAGUAUGGUUAAUUCAGUAUGAUCACUUCCAUCACUACUGACAAUUGCUGAAAAAAAGUAUAGCUUGUUAGGAUUGUUACAGUGCAGCUACUACAUGACUUAAGGUUGGAUGGUAGUGACAAACACCGCAAUGUAAGCCAAGACAUCACAGCAUCAUUAUUCAGCAAUUAGUUUUGUUGUUGUCCUUAUUUAAUGCUCACAGGGAGUCAUGGGAAAUCUGCUCAAAUUCUGCCUCCAUGCUGUCAGUAGUCUAUACAUCGUCUAACAUUGGUUAAUUCGCUAUUUGCACACCUCCAUAAUACCCCUUAUUUGCCCCCAAAAUCUUGCAUAUUAACCUUUUUUUUUCAUUUCUCCUGGGUAUUACAGCCAUCCCAAGAGAAACUGAAGACAAUGCUUAUGCAAAAUUUUGGGAGGCAAACAAGGUUUAUUUUGGGACAUGUGUAACUGGUGAAUGAUAAAUAUUUUGCUCCAUUCGAAACUUUUGCGAUCAAAAUAUUAUUUAAACUUUUGUGUUUUGUGUUGCACAUUGGCUCACAAACUACUCUGUACUUUCUCAGAAUGUAUUGUUAAUUUCUUGAAAAUAUCCAGAAUUAUCCUAUCAAUACAUGUAGUUGUGUGUUGGACAUGUUUGGUCAUGUAAAGAAGGAGACGUACAGCAAAUGAAAUCAUUAGUGGGGGUAUUUUUGAUGGAGGCUAAUGGAGAAUGGAUCUUAUUCACCAUACAUUUUUGCAAACUUUUGCUCGGAAGUUCUUCAACAAUUAUUGUUCAUUAAAGUAUACCUGGGAAUGAGUCUGAUAACUUGCCCUUGCCUUUUUUUUUCAGCCCCUUUUUUGGCUUAUGGAAAUCGCUUCAAUGUACAUCUUGUGUUUAACAUAAUGAAAACUGUCCUUUUGUUGCUUAUUAGAUUUGGAUAAAGCCUUGCAAGCUGAACAGGCAAGGUUUACAGAAGAAUUUGCCAAACUAGAAAAGCAGUUCAAUGAUGUUCGCCGUGAACACACCAAAACAGUUGUAACCCUUAGACAAGCAGAGAGGCAGGUUGAACGAGAAAGGGAAAAACAUUCUGAACAACUGUCUCUACAGAGAAAGGAAUAUGAAAUGAAAUUAGAGAAAAGUCAGUUACAAGUGCGUCACUUGGAAAAAGAGAGAAACAUGCUUAUGGCCACAGUAAGACAGGAGGGCUUCAAAGUUCCAAGGCUUCGACCCAAGGAAUAUUCAGGUGUGUCUCGUAAGUCCCUCACACAUGAUUAUAAAAAUAUAUAGUUAUGUAAAAACAUAACAGUUACAUUUCAGUCAGUCGGAUGUAUGAUUGCUUUUAAUGCUUUGAAUGACAAAAAUAAUAUUAAAAUUAAUAACUUGAGAAAAAUUAUCAUUUUGGAAGUCUACCAGUAAUCAUAAUUUGGGACUUUUCUGAAACACAUCAAGUAGAAACAAAAAGAAUUAUUGGCAGCAGUCAAGACAGGACUUGUACUUGGUGCCAACAGAUUGCAAGGCUAGCCUAUCUUAUACUGUGCUGUUCUUGCAACAUGAAUCAAAUUAUCUCAUAUUUUGUUGUAGAAGCAGAAAAGGAUGACGAGAAAGAAAACAGACAAACUGAUGUUCAUGGGAAAAGGCCAAUAAAGACCAGCAGAAGAAAAGGUAAACAACUUAUUUCAGGAAAAUCUGAUACAAGAACUACAACUUCUUCAGAUCAAAAUCAAGCAAGACAGUCAUGUCAAGGUAGUGUGAGUGAAGAAAUGAACCUCAUGGAGAUGACAUCUAUGCUGAAAGAUUUACAUUCAUUAUCUACAGCUCUUUUGACCGUGGACAAAGAAAAUGGUGAUGAUUCUCAACAGUCAUUGUAAACUAUUGUCAUGGUGAAAACAUCAAGUGGGAAAGAACAGAGAGGAUGACAGGGAUAUUAUCUUUUAACCAGAUAGUUGACCAGUGGCAGGUCUAGUUAAGGGGGUCUCUCCGCGCCUUUAAGGGAAACCAAAACUGAGGCCUGCAAGGUCAUUGGCACCAUGAUACCUUGUUUUCCUUCUCCCUCCUUUAGCAUGUUUCAGUCUGCUACUGACAAUACUGUAUUUCGCUGAACAGGUUCUCUCCUCCCAUCGAAAAGAACAGAUUAACAAGAAAAAAAAAAGGGUAUGGGCAGUGGUCAAUAGAAGACCAAUUUACCAAACAAAAUGAUAAUAGUGCUUGCA